Molecule: messenger RNA, 6027 nt
Organism: Mauremys mutica (yellowpond turtle)
Lineage: Eukaryota; Metazoa; Chordata; Testudines; Geoemydidae
Product: AFG3-like protein 1
Exons: 17
Coding region: 86-2434 (782 amino acids)
Biological process (GO): mitochondrial protein processing; protein-containing complex assembly
Cellular component (GO): membrane; m-AAA complex
Molecular function (GO): ATP binding; ATP hydrolysis activity; metalloendopeptidase activity
Source: RefSeq, a predicted model, not a curated record
GACGAGGGGCAAGGCGCAUGUGCAUGCAGACUUCGCGGGAGUGAACUCUGCGCAUGCGCAUCAAGGCGCGGCACAGCCGUGGGGAAUGGCUCAUCGGCUCGCGUCGGGGACUCUGGUGCCGCCUCUCGCUGCCUUAUGGCGAGGGGGCUGCCGGACGCACACAUCGGUGGGGCGCAGGGACCUGCCGCCGAUCCGGCAGUGGCUCGAGGCGAUCCGCACCCCGCAGCAGGACUACCCAGGGAGCAUAGCAUCCGCUUGGCAAUGGCUCUGCUCAAAACCACCCAAAGGCUUUGAGAAGUAUUUUAAGAAGAAUGGAAGAAGUCCCGGCCCAGCAGAGGAUGCUCACCAGACUAAAGGCCUCCCUGAUCCAAAAGAUCUUGGUCAUGGAGAUGGCAGAGGAGGUGGCGGCAAGAGAGGAGGGAAGAAGGAGGAUUCUGGGUGGUGGAGGCGCGUGUGGAAGGGAGAGUUCCCCUGGGAUGACAAGAACUUCGGCUACCUGGCUGUCAUGGGGGCAGGCGCUGCCGUGGGAUUCCUCUAUUUUUUUUGGCAAGAUCCUGGCAGAGAAAUCAACUGGAAGCAUUUUGUCCAUUACUACUUGGCUAGAGGAUUGGUGGACCGUCUGGAAGUGGUGAACAAACAGUUUGUGCGCGUGGUCCUCGUGCCGGGUGUGAGCUCGGAGCAGAGGUCUGUCUGGUUUAACAUCGGCAGCGUCGACACGUUUGAACGGAACCUGGAGACUGCCCAGCUGGAGCUGGGAAUGGAAGGCGCCCAGCAGGUGGCAGUGAUCUACGCCAGGGAGAGUGACGGCACAUUCCUCAUGAGCAUAGUGCCCACUCUGCUGCUGGUUGGCUUCCUUCUGUUCACUCUGAGACGCAGGCCAAUGGGAGCUGGGCGCGGAGGACGAGGGGGCGGGCUCUUCAGCGUCGGCGAGACAACGGCCAAGAUCCUGAAAGACAACAUUGACGUGCAGUUCCGAGACGUGGCCGGCUGCGAGGAAGCCAAGCUGGAGAUCAUGGAGUUCGUGAACUUCCUGAAAAACCCCAAACAAUACCAAGACCUGGGCGCCAAGAUCCCAAAGGGCGCUGUGCUCACGGGCCCGCCGGGCACUGGGAAAACCCUCCUGGCCAAAGCGACGGCGGGAGAAGCCAACGUUCCCUUCAUCACGGUGAACGGCUCGGAGUUCCUGGAGAUGUUUGUGGGUGUGGGGCCUGCUCGAGUUCGGGACAUGUUUGCCUUGGCCCGCAAACACGCCCCCUGCAUCCUGUUCAUCGAUGAGAUCGACGCCGUCGGCCGGAAGCGGGGCCGGGGGAACUUCGGGGGGCAGAGUGAGCAGGAGAACACCCUGAACCAGCUGCUGGUCGAAAUGGACGGGUUCAACUCCAGCACCAACGUGGUGGUGCUCGCAGGAACAAAUCGCCCAGACAUUCUGGACCCUGCGCUGAUGAGACCAGGGCGCUUUGACCGUCAGAUUUACAUCGGUCCGCCUGAUAUCAAAGGCAGAGCAUCCAUCUUUAAGGUCCACCUCCGGCCCCUGAAACUGGAGGAAAGCAUCAGCAGAGAUGCCCUGGCCAGGAGAUUGGCUGCGUGGACUCCAGGAUUCACUGGUGCUGACAUCUCCAACGUCUGCAACGAGGCUGCCUUGAUUGCCGCUCGCCACUUGAAGCCCUCUGUCGCCGAGAAGCACUUUGAGCAGGCCAUCGAGCGAGUCAUCGGGGGUCUCGAGAAGAAGACCCAGGUUCUGCAGCCGAACGAGAGGACCACAGUGGCCUAUCACGAAGCUGGGCAUGCGGUGGUGGGAUGGUUCCUGGAGCACGCUGAUCCCCUGCUGAAGGUGUCGAUCAUCCCCAGGGGCAAGGGGCUUGGCUACGCGCAGUACCUGCCCAAGGAGCAGUACCUGUACACCAAGGAGCAGCUGUUCGAUCGCAUGUGCAUGAUGCUGGGUGGCAGGGUGGCUGAGCAGCUGUUCUUUGGGCGCAUCACCACAGGCGCUCAGGACGACUUGAAGAAGGUGACGCAGAGCGCCUACGCCCAGGUCGUCCAGUUUGGGAUGAGUGACAAGCUGGGCCAGGUCUCCUUCGACUUCCUGCAGCAGGGUGAGCUGCUCACAGAGAAACCAUACAGCGAGGCGACGGCCCAGCUGAUAGACGAGGAGGUCCGAAGCCUCAUCAACUCUGCAUACGAAAGAACCCAGGAGCUACUGACGCGGUGUCACAACCAGGUGGAGAAGGUAGGAAAGCGUCUCUUGGAGAAAGAAGUGCUGGAGAAAGCGGACAUGGUUGAAUUGCUGGGCCCCAGGCCCUUUGCAGAGAAAUCCACCUAUGAGGCGUUUGUAGAGGGCACCGGGAGCUUGGAUGAAGACACCUCCCUCCCGGAGGGCCUGAAGGACUGGAACUGUGAGCGAGAUGAGGAGAGAGUACAGGAGAGCACCUCCUAGCAGUGAGAGCCAGCUGGGGAGGACGGUGCCCGAACUGCUGCCAGCCCCUGCUGCUGGGUGGGCACCGGCUUCCAGGGACCCUUUCUGUGGGCGUCUCCCAGUGGUAAUGCUGACACCGGACAGAGACGCCCAGGAGGCCGGAGCAGGAGCGAGGCUAGGUCUGUAAAUAGGAAGAGCAGGCCAGGCCCCGCUCUGCCGUGGGAGGGCUGGUGCACUGGCUUUCCCUCUGAAAGCUGCAGGUCCCGCCCGCUCCUCUCCCCGGGGCCAGCCUGGGCCUGGCUGGCUGACACAAGGGCUCUGGCCACUCCCGGUCACAAGUGCCCGUUCCCACUGGCGAGCACAGCAGCUGCUUUCCUGGUGCUCAUGGCCCAGUCUCCGUGGGCCUGUUCAGUCUGUGCAGGGGUGUGCUCCUGCCAGCAUCCACCUCUCGCCAGCAGCUGUCCCAAAGCCAGGAGGGUGCUGGAGGGGCUCCCCAGCCAUGGGGCAGAGGCUGGGAGCCCAGGCAAGCAGCAGGGUGAGCUGCCCAGGAGCCAGCUCUCCUCUGUCCAGGAUGCGGUUACUCUAGUGCUACCACAGCAUCCACCCCGGCUGUAACGCCCAGCCUGGCACGAGGCGGGCCAAGGAUCCCGGGCCAUGUGAAAAGAGCCAGUGCCAAAGCUUUUCCCGUCCUCUCCAGGCGGAGGGGCGGGUGCGCAGCCGGGGGAAGAUCCUGUCCUCAGUGCCUCCCAUCCAGCCUUUGCAGCUUUGCUCCAGGGAAGUCCUGCUUUGCUCUCGGAUCCCUGUGCACGGGCAGCGUCUAGGAGACGAGCCUGAACAAGUCCAAAGAGCCCUUCAGAGCAGUGGCCACACGCGCCUGGUAGGAAGCGCCAGCCUGUGGGCAGUCCCUGCAGUGCUAUGCUGGGAAAGGCCCCGCUUCACCCGAGGCAACGGGCUUCGCGGCAGAAAUGGGCUAACAAAAUGGUGCUAAUGAAGUGCCGCUGCUGUGGGCUCUGCCCCUGGCCUGCCCGCCCUGUCGGACGUUGGCAGGAGUAACUCUGGCCCCGUAGGACUCGGGGAGUCGCGGGGCAGUGUGGGGCGCUGGGAGCCGGAAACUCCUCCAGCUCUGAGCCGUUCUGGGGGGUUGUGACUGGCCAUGCGAGUUCCUGGGGGCCUGGCAGGGGGUCUCUUGGCCUGGGGUGUCUUUAUGGCACCUAUAGCCGUGUAUCGAAGCAGGGUAGCUGUUGGCCCAGACAUGCCUGGGGUGCGUCCAGCUCUGUCCUGGGUUAGCUCCUCUCCGGGUGGGGCGUUCCUAGCUCAGGCCAAUGGGGGGAGAGGGGGAGGGGGGCCUCGCUUCUAUUCCUUCCUUGUGUCGAGCCUGUACCCUGCCCUUUCCUCAUGCCCAGGGCGAGGGGUUCACCGGCCGUGCACCCUCGUUCCAUGCAGGGGACGAGCCAUGGCCUGGCUGUGGCCCUGCUCUGGCAUGGCGGAGCUUUGCGUUUGGGCCCCGUGCAGCGUCCCUGCAAAGGGCGUUUCUCUGCCACGGGCGGGCUCCCGAGGGAGCAGCAUUCAUGCUGCAGGGGCUGUGAGGGGAGGGGCAUCUGCAGCAAACCCAGACCACACCCCCGUGCAGUGUGCCCCCGGCAGGCUGGGCUUCCCUAGCUCCUGGGCUGUGCACUGCUCCUGCCUCGCCAGCCCCUGGGCCAGGAUCCCAACUGACAGAGAGCAGCCCCUCUGCUGCUGGUGGAGCCUGCUCCAGCCAGGCCGCUGCAUGGCCGGCGUGCUGCCUUCGAAGUGCCUUCCCCUGCAGCCAGCGGCGUUUGGGCUUCGGAGUCCCUCUACUCCCCUUUCGCUAAGGCAAAUGCAGACAGCACAACCCCUGCUCUGUUACACUGACAUCCCCCUCUGCCUGGUCUAGUCACUUCCCCUGGCCGUGGCGGGGGCGAGCUCAGCCAUUCACCCCUGGGCGCAUGUUCCAGCCUUCUCAGGCUUAGGAAUUGAAGGCCGAACUCUCCAGGGCCCGGUUCCCUCCUUGCCUCCAGCACCCACUGUCUAGGGGCAGAGCUGGGCACAUCUAUGCGGGCGGUGGAGGGGAGCAUUGAGUCUCAGAGCCUGGGUCAGCUGACUCGGGCUGGUGCUAUGGGGCUAAAACUAGCAGUCUAGAUGUGCCAAGCUCUGAAACCCAGCGACUGGCCUAGCAGACAUGUCCUCCUGGGGCUGGGCGCCUGUUGCCGGCUCAGAUACAGUACGAAGCACCUCUGCAGUAGUGCCAAGCCAGCUGCUGGGCAGCCAGGAACCUGUCCUCCCUUCUCUGGAGUGUAGGCCUGUUACAGCAAGAACCAGCCCCAGUGGAGGCAGUGACUUGAUCUGGACAGCUAGGAAGUGCUUUGUGUGCUCCCCAUGUGGCUGCAGCUUGCCCAAGACUGGGACUUCAGUAGCCAGCCCCCGGCUGCGCUGCCUCAGAGUCUUUUUGUCACCAGUAUUUGACUCGUAACACCUGGAGAGCACCAGGUGGGUCUUGCCUCCAAAGUGCAGACGCAUGGUUUGGCUCAGUGGUGUUCAGCGUUUGUGUCACCCCGACAGGGGUGUGCUCUGUUGGCUAAGCAGCUACAGUCAAAUCUGUUUCCGCCCCUUGUCUGCUAGCUGGCCUGUGCGGUUCUCUGACAUUUGCCGCUUCCAGAGCACAAGAAGCUGGUACCUUGCAGCUCUCCUCUGACUAGCGCCUGCGGAAAAGGCCCUGGCUUACUCAGCAGAGCCGCCCACUGUUUGUUCAACGUUGGAUCUGCUGCCUGGUGGUGAGAAAAGCAUUUACUGCCUUUGACUCCCGCUGGACCAGGACCAUAUUGUCCUAGGUGCUGGGCAUGAAAUUCAGUCUGUUACGCCACUGGCAGCAGCAGGCCUGCGCCGAUGGCACAAAGGGCAUAAUGUGAAGGCAGGGGGAUUACAUGACUGGUGUUAAUGUAUCUUGGAGACCCUUCAUUCCUGUGGCUGAUGAAGGGAAGACUCCUGCUUGAUGUUCAGAUCCCAGGCUGAGUUUGGGGCACUGGCAGUUAGACAAUUCAGGCCUUUGCUUGUAAAUGGAGCCUUCUGAUCUGGACUCACCACCGAUAAACAUGAGCCCCUUUGUGACAUCACCACCCCACUGCCUUCCUUUCCAGCAGUGCCCUUCAGGUAGGGAGCAAGGAGGGAAGGAGACGAUGGAGCUGACUCUCUUAGUAUUUAUAUAUCAGAGGGGGAGCCAUGUUACUCUGGAUCUGUAAAAGCAGCAAAGAGUCUUGUGGCACCUUCUAGACUAACUGACGUUUUGGAGCAGCAUCGACGAAGUGGGUCUUCACCCACGAACGCUCAUGCUCCAAAACGUGUUAGUCUAUAAGGUGCCACAAGACUCUUUGCUGCUUUUAGUAUUUAUAAUGUGUUUCCUCUCACAUGGUGGAGCUGGCAUAGCAGUGUGUGCCUGGGAGGGGGAAGGCAGCACGAAGGAAAACUAGUUUUGUCGUCUCCAGCGAUCCAGCCCCACUUUCCCACUGCCCUGGGCCCAGCUUGAUAACUGUAGAGUUGUGAUUUCUAAUGCUGGGUGCCAAAUAAACCAAACCCCACUGUGUGGUGAGGGAUCAUUC